Messenger RNA from Miscanthus lutarioriparius, 1665 nucleotides. The record is from the annotation of a GenBank genome assembly. Lineage: Eukaryota; Viridiplantae; Streptophyta; Magnoliopsida; Poales; Poaceae.
AUGGAGGACUUGCUGAACACGGAGAUAGGGAAGAACGACUAUGACUGGCUUCUGACACCCCCUGGAACUCCCCGUGUUCCUGCAUUAGAUGCUGCUGAGAAAGCCCCAUCCUCAACUGUGACUAAACGUACUGUUGCCAGAUCAUCCUCGACAACUAGAGCAUCUAGGCUUUCCACUUCUGAGACAGAGAAUGGGCAUUCGACAUUUCCCACUAGGCCAGCACGAAGUAUAUCUGUCUCCCGCCGGGCAGUUCAAUCUACACCAAUGUCUAGCAACAGCAGGUCAUCAGUCCUCAAUGCUAACAUUUCCUCUGUUAGUUCAAGACCUACAACCCCAAGCAAGCGGACUGCCACUCUUAUUGCAUCAAAGCCAUCUGUUCCAUUGUCACGUCCAGUGCCAACACGGUCCUCUACACCUGUCAAAGCCCGUCUGUCUACACCAACUAAUACUCGUCCGUCUACUCCAGUGAAAAAUCGUCCUUCCGUGUCCAACUCUAUGACCAACUGUGUUGUUCCCAAGAACACAUCAGCACAAAGCUCAAGAUCAUCAACUCCAACCUCUCGGUCUCGAACCUUGUCCAGUUCAUCUUCAAGCAGUACAAGUGCAGUGAGCCGUCCCAGCUCAUCCUCUGGUAAAGUUCCUGCAAUAACUCGUACCAGUUCUUCGUCAAGUACAGUUCCUUCAGUGAGCCGUUCUAGCUCUCGGUCAUCCACACCCACUCGUCAGCCUGCCAUGCGUUCAUCAACACCAUCUGCUGGGCUGAUUUCUGGCAGCAAUAACAUGACAUCUAAUGGCAGACCCUUGGCCAGCAGUGGUCGGAGUUCAGCACCUUCGUCAGCGCCAUCAUCUCGUCCAAGUUCCCCAAAUACACGGACACGAGCUCCAGUUCGCCCACUAGAUAUUCCAGAUUUUCCAAGUGAAACUCCACCGAACUUAAGGACUAAACUGCCAGAACGACCACUCUCUACUGGUAGAGUACGGACAGGUAUUACUUCGGGUGUCAGGUCAACCCCAAAUGCUGAACCAGUUCUCUCAGCUCCUGUAAAAAAGAUGUCUGUGCCUGCUAUCACUCGGAGUAAGUUCUCAGAUAUGCAAUCAAAGACAUCUCUUACCAAUGGUCACCAAAGUAGGCCGAGCGAAAGAUCUCUUUUGGAAGGUCAAACAACUAGAACCUCACGGUCUGUCACAGCUGCAGAUAAUGGAUUCGGUAGGACAAUAUCGAGGAAGUCACUUGACAUGGCUAUCAGGCACAUGGACAUUCGACAAAAUUUGGGUGGCAUCCGUGGUACAUCUCUAUUUCCUCAUAGCAUUCGAUCUACUACUACCAAGGGGCGACCAGCUCGAGCCUCAGAUCCAGGCCAUUCCGUCUCAAAUGGUGACCGAUACUUCACAGAUAAUGGCAGCAGCAAUGGGCACUUCUCUGGAGAUUCUAGUGGUGCUCUUUCACAUAAUGGCGGGAGCUCAAUUGGUUCCCCUGAUAGGGAAACCUUUGGAACAAAAGAGGUUCUGAGUGAACUGGAUGCCAAUUCACGAUACGAGGCAAUGUUGCUGAAGGAGGACACCAAGAACAUGAGUUGGUUGCACAGCGUGGAUGACAAGUCUGACCAGAGCCCAGUGUUUGAUCAUAGGUUCGAGCCGCUCCCUGAGCCAUUUGGUCCGCUAUGA